UGCUCGGUCUGGCUUGGCGACCAGGAGAAAAUUGGUCUCGCCGUUUGGGAGUGGUCCAAUCCUGUCCAACAUCUGUUCAAGCCCCCAUGGAAAUGGUCGGCCUAGCCGGGCCCCAUGCGCAUACACGGUUGCUCGGAUGAGGGCCGGGCCACGACAGGGUGCGAUGAACAGGUCAUGGCUGCCGCGACAUUGCGCAUAACACGCUGCAGUGCGGGGCGCUCAGCACGCCGCAAGCGAUGCGGAGAGGGGUCUGCACCCGCCUAAGAUCGCCGCAUGCGCGCUGGCGUCUUGGUUGUGCUAGUAUUUCUGUCACGGGAGGGACAUUGCAGCGACAUUGUCCUGGUGGCGCUCGAACAGGUAGGCGGAGGCUGCCGACAUACGAUGCGCAGUCCUCAGCACAGCAAGGGAGAACGAAAGCCGGAGACGGGAGUUCGCCCUAUUUUGCCUCUGGUGUUAUCUCUCGUCUUGGCUCUCCGCCCAUAUCUAUCGAUGGUCGCGAUGGCUCAGUGCGCACAGGUACCAGGGCGUGCUAUUGCAAAUUCGAUCUCGUCAGGCAGUUCAAAGCGUGCCGGCAUGGUACCAGAGACCCACUGUCCACACAAGGACGCGAUGGAUAAAAGCGGAGCACAAGACGCUGCGACUCAUACUGAGAUCGCGCAAUCCAGGGGCGAGAGACCUCUGACUUGCCGGCUGCGUGUCUCCUUGACGCAGCAAGCGGUGCCUCGUUGCAGUCGUGAAGUUGACAUGUCGUCUCGGGGGCCGGUGGCUUCCGACAACUCGGUUCUGACGUGUGAUCAGAGUACACAGCAUCGGACGGCUCGAUGCGAUGACUGCAGGGCGCAUCGGGCUUCACAACCACAGUGGCUGUUUCGAACGAUAGGAUGUUGUAGUCAGGUCGUACAACCGCAGUUGGCUUGUUCCUGGUCGGUGGGUGCGCACGUGAGGCUAUAUUUGGCUAGGACGUCGCAUUGUGAUGUGUAUCUAGAUUUCCAAUGGCUUCUAAUCUUCGCCAAUCUGAUUAAUCUCACACCUCGAAUCUCAAGGUUUUGUUGCGGUCUUUGAUCCAAGCGCACGGUAAGUUUUGCCUGCAGCUCAGCAUCCUUGUGUCAUGGGCUGUUUGAGCGUUUCCUAGCCACUUUCUAGUUUCCACGCACAACGGCUUGACAGAUGCACAGCAGGGCGGUAGCAGGACACUGCAAUAAUACCUGGCAUGCCAUGUGCAGCCUGCAAUUUUGACAACUGGCAAGUGGGGUUGUGACGGCAUGGUCAUUGUUACACGGGAAUGGUGGCUUUCCAUCUGGUCAUGCUGGCCUAUGCCACUUUAAUAUAUUCAUUGCUUCUGGCCACCGAGCUGAUCGGGUUGCACUGAAUGCGAGGUACCUAUAGUCCAGGCGGCGCCGCUGGAUUAUCGGUGUAAGAU
Molecule: messenger RNA, 1420 nt
Organism: Paraphaeosphaeria sporulosa
Lineage: Eukaryota; Fungi; Ascomycota; Dothideomycetes; Pleosporales; Didymosphaeriaceae
Exons: 1
Coding region: 274-1062 (262 amino acids)
Source: RefSeq, a predicted model, not a curated record